This is a messenger RNA of Ilex paraguariensis (yerba mate), 309 nucleotides long. NCBI's taxonomy places the organism in Eukaryota, Viridiplantae, Streptophyta, Magnoliopsida, Aquifoliales, Aquifoliaceae. The record is from the annotation of a GenBank genome assembly.
AUGACUCAAUCUCAUGACAACUUACUAAGUGGAUGGCCCCUGUUGAAGGUCCCCUUGGUGGAAACGUCCCCUGCUCCUCCAAAAGACAAGGGCAAGGGCAAGGCAAAAGUCUCCAAGGGGAGCAAUAAGUCCCCUGAGGAUAAGGAGGAUGAAAGGAAAGCCAAAAAAGCUAUUGAGGGGGAAUUCGAGCUAGUUAAGGAGACCAUAGGGGAUACCGCCGACCAGGUCGAUGAGGGAAAGGCUGAUGAAAUGACCAAGGAGGCCGCUCCAAGGGCUAACUUGGCUAAGCAGAUAGAAGAAGCGAUCUAA